CCGCAAUUAAAUUCAAAGUAAUACUACAUUCAAUGCACGCUCCCAAGAUCCUUGCCAAAAAGUUGUUCUCGUCCCUUCUUGGCAUCCGUCAUUUUCUACGUCACAAGAAACCCAACAUCAAAGACUCCACAACCACCGCAAAUAUAAAUCCUUUUACUCCUUUUAGUCUAAGGCUCUAAAGCUGAUAAGGUUGUCUGUUUGUUAAUUUGUUCCCAAGUUACAAUCUUUUUCACUAAUCUCGUGCUGAUAAGGUUGUAUUGAUUACUGAAAUUUUCUGGGUUUAAAAAAUUGAGAUUCCGAUUGUAUGAAUUGAAAAUAGCAGAAUAGACCCAAAAGAAGAAAAGAAGAAAGCAAGAUGAUGAUAAUGAGUCAGGGGAAUACUAAUGAUAUUGAGACUGGGGAGCACCACCGGAAUCAGCGGCGGCUCUGUGUCUUCUGCGGUGAAGCCACGGCGGUGCUGUACUGCAGAGCCGAUUCGGCGAAGCUCUGUUUAGCGUGUGAUCGUCAAGUCCACUCCACCAAUCAGCUCUUCACUAAGCAUACCCGGUGGUUGCUCUGCGAUUCCUGCGAUUCAACUCCGGCCACCAUCUUCUGCCGCACCCACGCCGCCGUCCUCUGCCAGAACUGCGAUUGGGACCACCACAACAAUAACUCCACAGGGCAGCAUGACCGGAGGCCUCUCGAGGGAUUCUCGGGCUGCCCUUCUGCGAGUGAGCUGCUUGGGAUUCUCGGAUUUGAUUCUGAUGUGGCCGGUAAGAAAGGGGCGGCGCCCGUUGGUAAGGUGAUGAGCGAUGUUAACAACAAUAUUGAGAGAGAUGAUGGGGAAAAUGUUUAUGGGUUUUCGGAUUUUUUGGUUUGGGAGACUCCUUCCGUGGUUAGUCUUGAUGAUCUGAUCGUGCCUCCUCAGCGGGGUGGCGAUGAUGAUUGUUCUAGUGGCGGCGCCGGAGGCGGCCAUGCUUUUCAGGCCAUGGGAGUUCCUCCACUGCCUAAGAACCGAAAUGCUACGUGUGGACAACACAAGGAGGAAAUACUCUUGCAAAUUCGUGAAAUUUCAAAGUUGGAACCUAAUUUGAAUGGUGAACAAGUAGAGUUUGAAUCCUUUGGUGGAUUCCAGUUCCUUGAAGCUGAUCAGCAAGACUAUCAGUCCAAAAAGCAAGGUGAAUAUCUCGACAAUGUUGAGCAGCCAACAUUAGCUUGUUUCGAUAAGGUUCCCUCAGUUGAAUGGUUCAGUGAUAAAGUUGAUGUUGGGAAUCAGGAUUUCCCUGCUGUGUUCUUUGGAAGCUAUAUUGAGACGAACAACGCUGUAGUUCCUGAUAAAGUUUCAGAAGCAGGUGAUAGCUCAGGGCAUAUGAAUGAUAGUCAUGAAGACAAUGUACAUGGUAUUGGCACCGAUACUGGUAAUGGUACUGGGAGUUUCCAGAUUCUUCCUAGAUUCUCGGUUCGCGAAUUAAACAGCCAGGAGAGGGACUCUGCAAUAUCCCGUUACAAGGAGAAAAAGAAAACCAGAAGGUAACUUGAAUCUUUUUUCCUUGAGAAAACUCUUCCAGGGUAGCUUAUAUCUUAUUUUUCUGGUUGGAUCUAUCAGAUUCCUGUCUUUAUAGGUUAACUUGAGAAACGUGUCUUAUGGAACCAUGCACUUUAAAAAGCAUUGAAGUGUUGUUUGAAUUUUGACACAAUUUUUAGUAAAUUUUUAAGGCCAUAACUCUUCAAAAGAUUCAUGUCAAUGAAGUUUGCUGCAUCUUCCAUGUUUUGUUGUUAACUGGUGUAAGCCAAGGUGACUUUCGCAUUUAGUGGAAGUAGUGACUGUGAAGUCCUUGUAAUCUUCUUACCAAAAACAUUUCCAUAUGUUGGGUGGUUUGAUUUGAUAAAUUCAUCAGGUAUGAGAAGCACAUUAGAUAUGAAACGCGGAAGGCUAGAGCAGAAAGUAGAGCAAGAAUUAGGGGACGUUUUGCUAAAAUCGAACGAUGAAAGAUGAGUUUUCAAGAAGCCUAUGCCCUUUUGUGAUACUGAGCAGGGUAAUGUAACAAUGCAAAGUAUUCAGUUUUGAAGUUAGCAGGAGCAGCAAUCUGAAACACAUCUUAGAAACGGACCAACUGCGUUGCUGCAAAUCUGAAUCAGAAGUAUUUUACAGGGUCUAGGUUCAGAUUAAUGUAUGACACUUCAGUUUCUUAGUCAGUUUGCUCAUAGAUGCCUUUGUUGAAUCGUAGAAUUUAGAGGCACUUUUUAACCUAGGAAAUGGAAGUACGUAGAAGUUUGGCUCAGAUGUGGGAGUUUCAUUGCGUCAGUUUGGAUUACAAGAUGUAGCAUUUAGUGUAUUUUUUCUCCUUAUGUAAUGCACCCCACCUAUAUAUCUAUAUGUACAGGUAUGAUGUUGGAAGCAUGUAAAAUUUGAUGUAGAGAGGGACUCUCUCGUUUUAGCUUCAUGUUUAUGUAGUUAAUGGUAAACUAAACAAUAAUGAUAAGCACGGUAAAAGAAGUUACUGAAUUUUUUUGCUUUUGGCUUAUUAGAGUCGACAAACAGUAUAAAAAUGAAAGCG
Oldenlandia corymbosa var. corymbosa is the source of this 2537-nucleotide messenger RNA. The record is from the annotation of a GenBank genome assembly. Lineage: Eukaryota; Viridiplantae; Streptophyta; Magnoliopsida; Gentianales; Rubiaceae.